AUGGAAUCCUCCGAGCACGAAGCUGCGUCGGCGCUGGGCAGUGCCUCCGCUGUUGACUCGGUCCCGGCCGAAGUUGCUUCGGUGCAUGGCUCUAACGCUGGGGAGUCGCCUGUGGAGGGCGUGCUUUCCGGUGUGGGACCCAACGCCGAGUCUGCCAAACAGGUUGCUCGUGAAAAGGGAUGGACUGAUCCAGUUCCUUUCGAGUAUGCUGAGCUUGCUAAUAGUAAGGAUCACCGUGACUGGGCAGGAGUUGCCGUUCGUUAUGAAUGGAAGGAUGAAUAUGGUGAUGUGGGCCCUGCCGUCCCUGAGUUGGAGGAGCAGCUUUUCCGUGGCGACCUGAUCAUUCGCCCUGGCGCUAAGCUCGACGAACUCAACAGCUACGAGGUCAACAUCGAGAGUCCCAAUGAGAUCAGCGCGGUUACCGAGUGGGUGAACUUCGGUCUGCAUCCCGUCAUGCUUGAUAAUGUUCGUCUCUGUGGGUACGCACAGCCCACUGCGGUGCAGUCGUAUGCAAUCCCGGCUGUUCUAAACAACUUGGAUCUUAUCGCUGUUGCUCAGACUGGUUCUGGAAAGACGGGGGCCUUCCUCAUUCCCAUUCUUUCCAAGUUGAUGGGUAAGGCAAGGAGGCUGGCUGCUCCUCGUCCCAAUACCGCAGAGAGAUUCAACCCAAGGGAGGACGCCGUUCGAGCAGAGCCUCUCGUCCUGAUUGUUUGCCCCACUCGCGAGUUGGCCACUCAGAUCUUUGAUGAAGCACGUCGUUUGUGCUAUCGUUCCAUGCUGCGUCCGUGUGUCGUUUAUGGCGGUGCUCCUACACGUCUCCAGCGCGAGGAACUUCAGAAAGGUUGCGAUAUCUUGAUUGCUACCCCCGGCCGUCUCAUUGAUUUCAUGGAACAGACUCACGUUCUUUCUCUCCGCCGCGUUAGGUACACUGUCAUUGACGAGGCAGACGAAAUGCUUGACUCUGACUGGGAAGGCGAGUUCAAGAAGAUCAUGUCUGGAGGAGAUAUGAACGAGGAUGAUGACCAUCGCUACCUGAUGUUCUCCGCUACCUUCAACAAGGAGUUCCGGAAGCUUGCAAAGCAAUAUCUCAGCCAGGACCAUGUGCGCCUUCGUGUUGGCCGAGCUGGUAGCUCGCACCACAACGUUGUGCAGGAUGUCGUCUGGGUUGAUAAGGACAAGAAGAUGCGCGCAAUCUACGACCUGUUGAUCAGCAUGCCACCUGUUCGCACCUUGAUUUUUGUCAACAGCAAGGAGCAGGUUGACUUUGUCGAUGAUUACCUCUACAACUCUGGAAUGCCUACCACUUCGAUUCACGGUGGACGGACCCAGCGUGAGCGCGAGGAUGCCAUGCGUGCCUUCCGAUCUGCAAAGUGUCCUAUCAUGGUUGCUACUGGUGUCUCUGCCCGUGGACUUGAUGUGAUCAAUGUGCUCCACGUCGUGAACUAUGAUCUCCCCAGCAGUAUGCACGGAGGUAUUACUGAAUACAUUCACCGUAUUGGCCGUACUGCUCGCAUUGGCAACGAAGGAAUUGCGACGUCCUUUUACAAUGAUCGUGAUGAGGGCAUUGCCGAGGAUCUGGUGAAAAUCUUGAUCGAAUGCAAGCAACCAGUUCCAGAAUUCCUCGAAUCGUACCGCCCCGCUGGUGAUGUGCUGGAGUUUGAUGACGACUCUGAUAAAGACUUCUUCGAUAAUCCAUCUAACGCUGGUUCUGAUGCUGGCAUUGAUGCUCGCUCUGACGCUGAGGCCGAAGCAGGAUCUGCUGUUGCUGAAUCCGGUGCGGCCGAUGAGAGUGAUAAGGCGAUUGCAAGCGAUGCCGAAGAUGCCAACAAGGACACUGUCAAUGAUGAUGAGUCCGCUCCCAUUGAAGAACCCGUCAUUCCCAAGCCGGGUGGUAAAUCCAAGUCGGAGGGCACUUCCACAUGGUGGGGACCCGCAGCAACAACGAGUGAGCACAAGACGGAGCGCAAGACCGAGCACAGGGUGAAGUCUCAUCCGGAGGAAGCUCCUCGGACUGGUCUGUAUUCUUCUGGCUGGGCCCCUAAGGAUCCGUCUCCCGAGGAGGAUGAUGCAUUCUGGAGGUAG
This is a messenger RNA of Penicillium coprophilum, 2082 nucleotides long. RefSeq names its product DEAD/DEAH box helicase. Gene Ontology annotation, cellular component: nucleus. Gene Ontology annotation, molecular function: RNA helicase activity; ATP binding; RNA binding. The transcript has 9 exons. Bases 1 to 2082 code for a protein of 693 amino acids. The record is from RefSeq and is a predicted model, not a curated record. NCBI's taxonomy places the organism in Eukaryota, Fungi, Ascomycota, Eurotiomycetes, Eurotiales, Aspergillaceae.